AUAAUAACAAAGCUUGAGUUAUUUAUGGGCUUGAUAUAUGUAGCCUGGUGGUCAAUGGGUCUAUUUACAAAAUUACAUGAGUGUACAUGGUGUACUUGGCGUGAUUUAAAAUUAUGUUGCAUGGGAAUGAAAAUGUUCUUGGGUAAAACAUUUUAUUCACUCAUUUUAUUUCUGAAAAAAUGGUAUUUAUAGAGUAUUAAUUUGGAUAGAGUAAACUGCUUACAUGUUUGUUUUGAAUUUUGUUUAUUUGCAGAUACAAAAGAUGAAUUCCGUUAUGUUUCUGAUGUUCUGGGUAGUUGCACUCGGCCACGCCACAGAUAUGAUCUUAAAUGAGGAAUAUCAGGUCGCGUUUCAGCCGCUUCACACGCUGGAUCUAAGUAAACAUGUAUUUAAAUAUAUGUUGGGUAUUAGGUGGCCGGUUAAGCUUGAUAAAUUUGAUUUCCCAGAAUUGGAAUGCUCCCGUUCAGAAUCUGGCCCCCUAAGAUUAAGUGAAACUGGUCCCGAUGUAAAAAUGCGAAUAGAAACAUGUGAAUUGGCCAAAUCAUAUUCUUUAGUUUUAAAGUCAGAUAUUCAGGAAUUGGAAAACAAAUUAUUGGAGUUAACCAAUAAUGUGAAAGUCUCUUUGCCAGGCAUUUCUUCUAUGAAAAGACAAAAACGGAAUAUUAUGGGUAAUUUAUUUGGACCUAUUUAUAAUUUCAUGGGAUUAGUAUCAACUAAGGAUAUAGAAACUAUUGAAAGUCAAAUAAAGGUUUUGGAAAAUGGCCAAUCAAAAUUAUAUGAUAGCGGAAAUCAAUUACGAAAAGGAAUUUUAUCUCUUGGAAAUUUGACAGAUUCGAGAAUUAAUAAUUUAUUACAAACAAUGAGCCAUAAUCAGGAGAAUAUUAAAAUAGCAUUUUCAAAUGUUUCUAUGGCUUUAGAUGAUGUAGAAUAUAGAAUUACAGAGGUGACAAGUCAUUUGGUUCAACUAAGAAAUUUAGUUAAUUUUAUUGCUAGGGCUAUUCAUAUGCAAACACGGAUAAUAAGUCAAAUUGAAAUGACCUAUACAAGUCUUUUGUCAGGGAUAGAUGACAUACAAAGAGGAAAUCUUCCUUAUGUGUUAAUUCCACCCAAUCAAUUAGAGGAUAUAAAAAAUACAGUUACAGAAGUAUUACAUGAUCGUUUGGGGGAAGAAUAUGAGUUAACAUUUAAUAAUACUUUAAAGUUUUACAAGUUUGUAAAGGUAAUAGGGACAUGGACAGAUAAAGCUUUAUAUGUCAUUAUUGAUAUACCUUUUCAUCGAAAAAAUGGCGAAUUUUUAUUAUAUGCUGUCCAUUCCCAAGAAAUGGAAAUUGGAGAGUCCUCUAAAGCUACGGUGAUAAGAAAGUUGCCAAGUUAUUUGGCGAUUGGUAAGGAUCAUUACGUAACAUUAUCUGAUGAGGAAUAUUUAUCAUGUGAUAAGAAACAUUGUCAUAGGCCAUUGGUUCCCUUAAUAAUUAAUGAAAGGGAAUGCAUUUUAAAUCUAUUCAAUAAAAAACAAGGGCUAGCAGCAAAAAGUUGUAAAUUUGAUGUUAUUAUAAAGAAACUAGACGAUCAUGUCAGAAUUAUCGAUCAAUACGUAUUCCUUUCGAAUGUAAGUGGAAAUCUGACCAUGAAGUGCACAGAAGGAAUGUCUAGGUUGUGUGAAGAAAAAUUGUGCAUCAAAGUUUUACCUUGCAAUUGUUUUAUUGAUUGGAAUGGUGAUAAAAUUUAUUUCCAUCCAGAAGCUUGUACCCUGAAAAUGAUAAGGGAUCCUCCGAGAAAGAAUGCGGCAUUUUUAAUAAAUUAUCAUGCAAACAUUAUUGAUUGGGAAAAUGCAGGAAAUACAUUAGAAGGUCUAAAGUAUCCACAUUUGAAUGAAUUGGAAUUAGUUAAUCCAGAGGUAGUAGAUAAUCAGGAAAGGAUUCAGUUAGAGAAAGUAAUUGACAAUAUUAAAAGGCAAAGGUCGUGGUUUGUGAAACCUGAUUAUAACUUAUUUACAUUUGGGAAAUUGCAAACUGGCUGGGUAGAAUUUUUACAGUGUAUUCUGUUAAUGAUAUUAGUAGUUGCAAUGAUUGUCUUAUUCAUUUUGACAUAUAAGUACAGGAGAGUUAUAUUAAGAUUGGGUAAGGUUAUGGUGAGUAAGCAGUUAGUUAAGAAGUAAUCAUCGGUAAUGGUGAAGGAGACACAUGCGAGCUGCUAAUAUGGUUCCAUGAGUUGGUUCUGACUUGGUUUUUUUUUCUAUCUGGGUGAUAAGUAAGUUAUUAGUAAAAUGAAAAGGAAAGAAUUAGUAUAAAUUUACAUAUGGAAUUAUGUAUACUUACCUCUUAAAAUAUGGACCCAAUAGAGAUAAAAUUCUAUCACGUGCUGAAUCACCGCCAUGUUAAUUGGAAAAUUCCCGGUUCUUUGUUAUCAUCAAAAUGUCCACAUGUUUCUAGGUGAAAUUUCCUCCUGUAUUAUGCAGAUGUUCUAAUCCUUGAUGUCCAGUAAAGAAUAUUUCGGAUGUUUUGGUGGCUACCAAAUAAGUGUUCGAUGAAUUUCUUUAUCUAAUUGAUUAUAUAUGUAGUUCUCUGUGAUUCCUCUAAUAAACAUGAAGUUUUGUCUAUCAUACAUUUGUAUGGGGGUAUCUUUAGCAUGUUUGGAAGGGGUAGAGAGAGCAAUCUUUUGGCGCUUGUGAUUGGUUGGUUAAGGAAGGGGGUGGAGUUUGGUAUAUACCCAGUUGCAACAUUUUUUUAUGAGUGACAGUUCAGACGAGAGGAGACGUUUUAACAACUGGGUUGAUUUUUAUGUUGUUUUUUUUCUGAAAAUUCAAGGUGAGUGAUUAGAGAGAUACUGCGAUAUAUACAGCGAUUUUAUAGUUAUUACUCAAUAUAAUCUCAUAUAUUCAUUUAUUUACUCAAUAUUAUUUCAUAUACUCAAUAUUAUACUCAUCUAUAUACUCACUAUUAUUUAGUAUACUCAAGAUUUAAAAAAAAAAAGGUUCAAUAUUAUGUUCAUUAAGAAUUGAGCCGAUGGGUUAAGAAUCUAAAAAUGUUCAGUGACAGUGACCUCUUUAUAUUUAAUUACACGUUUCCUUGUUGGCUGAAGAAUUCAAAUUGUAAGUGUCAGUUGAAUGUUCAUUUUCACUAGUGACAUCUAUAAAUUCUGAAACGUUGUAUUUAUAUUUCAUUCACUGGGGGUUGUUAAUUUAGAAUUUCAUUUCAUUUCAAUAGUGACAUCUAUAAAUUCAUUUAGGGACAAUCAAAAUUUGGAUUCAUAUAUAUUUUGUAUUUUAAUGGUUACGAGAGAGUGUGACAGAAGUCAACUGGCACAGUGACUGUCUGGGGGUGAGAACGGUCCCUUAGGUCACAGGAAUCUUAAAAGGAAGUUAACUGGCACAGUGAUCUUCCCGAUUCUUGGUGACAAGCUGCAACCAUAGAGACUUUUUAAAUGAAGAAUUCUACAGUGAUCUCUACAAACAUUCUACAAACAAAUUAGGACCUUUCACAAACUACGAACAUUCUACAAACAUUUGAUUAUAUGAAGUUAAAAUUGAUAUUAUAAUGAAGGAUUCAUCAGACAAUAAGUGACUUGGGAUGCUGCACCUGUAUUAUAUAAUUAACUUCGGUUAAUUAUGGACUUUAAUUAAUGAACGUUUAAUGAAUCAAGUUUAAAAUAAUCUAUAGAGUUGAUGUACUUUAAAUACUUUAUUUAAAGAUAUAUUGAAUAUUGAAUUCUCGAAUCAAAAAUAUGUAAAUAUUAUAAAAAUGUACUUGUAUAGCUAUGCAUGUAUGUAUGGAUGUAUGUAGGUGUGUGUGUAUGUAUGUAUGUGGGUAUGUUGUUGUGUGAGUUUGAAUGAAGUUUAGUUGACCUGUCAUGAUUAAGUAAUUUAAUUAAAAAACCAUUGUAUUGAUUUGAACUUGAAUUGAACUCGAAUUGUAUUAAGACAGUGUUUAGAUAUAUUUAUCUGGUUCUGUGGAAUAAGAAAUUAUAGAAUAAUGUAUAUCAUAAUUGAAAUGGUCUAUUGAAAUUGAAUAUUGUUUAGAAAUAUUACAUUUAAAUUUGGAGAAAUAUUGAUUGUACUUUAUUUGUCUGUCUGGUAUUUCAUUUUUUAAGUUAUGCUAUUCUUCUGUGAAGCAAGGGAAGAGUGUUACAGACAGACAAAAUACCUUUUUGUUAGGAAUUUUAUAUGAUAUUUUAUUACAUACAGUUUGAGUUGUUUUUACAUUUAUACUUUCAUUUGAGUGAUACAUAUGUUGUUGAUAUUGGUUAAUUGGAUCCUGCCAGUAUUUUUGGAACUUAUCUGGAACUUAUUUUAAGGACAAGAUGUUUGGAACAAAGAAGGUUCAUACCUUAUGCCAAAAGUAGUCCUGUAUUUCCAGAAGUCCUUGAGAUAAGUUCCAGGAAAUAUCUUGGCAAGAACAAAGAAGAUGCUCAUUUGGCAGGAACUAUAUUUUGGAGAGUAGUUAUAUAUGGUAGUGUGAUUGGAUAGUAUAAAAGAGUUUGGGUGUGUCCGUGUUGGGUUGUCUGGUUGAUUGCUGUAUGCUGUAUGCUGUAUGCUGUAUGCCCGUAGGAUUGCUGUCUGAUGUGCUGAUCUUUGUAUUAUAGAAUAAAAUCAUUAUAACCAACUAGAUUUGUCGUGUAACACUUUAUAUUCCUGUAACCACGCCUGUUACCCAAGGGACAACGACAGUAACA
Molecule: messenger RNA, 4671 nt
Organism: Owenia fusiformis
Lineage: Eukaryota; Metazoa; Annelida; Polychaeta; Sabellida; Oweniidae
Source: the annotation of a GenBank genome assembly